AUGUGGUGUUACAAGCCAGUGAAAAGGGAAGGGGAUCUCAUGAAGGAAGUUGCUCAUAGACCAACUCCAGAGCUCCAUAUCUAUCAUAAGAUCCAGGACGUCAGUUUCCUGCACUUGCAAGUAAAAACAUCAGAUAUUAAGGAAAAGACAGGCAAUUUAGGAAUCUGGAGAUUGGACUCCCUCGACAACUAUCCCGCCCUGGCAGAGUUUAGAAGGUGGCAGCAACUGUGGCCAUACAGUCAAGCUAAAAUUGCAACCUCUAAAUCCUCACCAAUUGGGCAAGAGCUAAUGCCAGCUGCGAGCCUGGCGGGCAGGCGCCGACCUCCAGCCAAGCCUCCGCGGGCACCCGGGCUCAGCACCCUGAACGCUGCGCGAGAGCUGAGCCCGCCCCUGGGCCAGAGCGUGCUCAGGAGUUCCUGGGACCAAGUGUUCACCGCCUUCUGGCAGCGGUCUCUGAACCCCUACAGCAAAUAUAUCUUGACGGAGGACAUAGUACACCGGGAGAUGACCCCUGACCAGAAGCUCCUGUCCAGGCAACUCCUGACCAAGACCAACAGGAUGCCCUGCUGGGCUGAAAGACUGUUUUCUGCCAGUGUUACUCACUCGAUGUACAUCCUGGAGGACUCUAUUGUGGACCCACAAAAUCAGACCAUGACCACCCUCACUUGGAACAUCAACCACACCCAGCUGAUGGUGGUGGAGGAACGCUGCGUUUACUGUGUGAACUCUGGUAACAGUGGCUGGACCGAAAUUCACCGGGAAGCCUGGGUCUCCUUAAGUUUGUUUGGUGUCUCAAGAGCUGUCCAGGAAUUUGGUCUGGCCCGGUUUAAAAGCAAUGUGACCAAGACUAUGAAGGAGUUUGAAUGUAUUUUGGCCAAGCUGCAAGGUGAGACCCCUUCUAAAACAUUUGUUGAAAUCGCCAAGGAAGCCAAGGAAAAGGAAAAGGAGACAGCACUGGCAGUUACAGAAAAGGCCAAGGACCUUGCCAACAAGGCAGCCACCAAGAAGCAGCAGAAACAACAGUUUGUGUAG
Messenger RNA from Chrysochloris asiatica (Cape golden mole), 1032 nucleotides. RefSeq names its product PRELI domain-containing protein 1, mitochondrial-like. The record is from RefSeq and is a predicted model, not a curated record. The coding region runs from base 1 to 1032 and encodes 343 amino acids. Gene Ontology annotation, molecular function: phosphatidic acid transfer activity. Lineage: Eukaryota; Metazoa; Chordata; Mammalia; Afrosoricida; Chrysochloridae. The transcript has 3 exons. Gene Ontology annotation, cellular component: mitochondrial intermembrane space. Gene Ontology annotation, biological process: phospholipid transport.